Ylistrum balloti is the source of this 963-nucleotide messenger RNA. Its product is annotated as aldo-keto reductase family 1 member C15-like. Gene Ontology annotation, cellular component: cytosol. Gene Ontology annotation, molecular function: aldose reductase (NADPH) activity. Bases 1 to 963 code for a protein of 320 amino acids. The transcript is spliced from 10 exons. NCBI's taxonomy places the organism in Eukaryota, Metazoa, Mollusca, Bivalvia, Pectinida, Pectinidae. The record is from RefSeq and is a predicted model, not a curated record.
AUGGAAAUGGCAAAUUAUAUGACAUUGAACGAUGGAAACAGAAUUCCUUUGGUAGCCCUAGGAACAUCAAGGAUUCCAGAUGAAAAAUUAGAAGGUUGUGUAAAGAUAGCCCUAGACAUGGGUUACCGACACAUAGAUACAGCAUUCCAUUAUGGAAACGAGAGGGCUAUUGGGAAAGCACUCCGCGAAUAUAUGGAAAACAGCAACCUGAAGAGGGAAGAUGUGUACAUCACCACAAAACUGGAUUCAAGUUACAUGGAAGAGAAUGCUGUGGUACCAGCGUUAGACGAAAGUCUGAGGAGAUUGGACCUGGAAUAUGUCGACCUUUUCCUUAUUCAUGGUCCUUGUGCUUUGCAGACGCUGCAUCACUUUCCUGAAAAAUCACCUCUUGUCUCGGAAUUUAUGCCCGUUGAUCUGAGGGAAACAUGGAAGGGCAUGGAAGCGACAGUGCUUAAUGGCAAGGCUAGGUCAAUCGGUGUAUCCAAUUUCAAUUCCAAACAGUUGGAAUACAUUUGUGAGACAGCUCGCAUUCAACCAGCCGUCAAUCAGGUUGAAGUUCACGCCCGAUUCCCACAAAAGAAACUGCAUGAUUUUUGUAAAUCUAGAAAUAUUCAACUCGAAGCGUAUUGUCCUUUAGGAUCGCCAUUUUUCAAAGGAUCAGGACUUGUCAACGCAAUCCAGUCAUCUGAUAACUUAGUAGAACAUCCCGUUAUUGCAAAGUUCGCCGCGAAAUAUAGACGUACACCAGGACAAAUUCUUCUUCGGAACAUUGUUCAAAGAGGCAUAGUCGUGAUUCCGAAGUCUGAAAAUCCGAGAAGGAUUAAAGAAAAUAUACAAAUUUUCUCAUUUUCUCUGAGCGAGGAAGAUAUGAAAAAGAUAGACGAACUUGACAACGGAGUGCGUCGAUUCAAGCUUUCAUACUACGAUGGACACCCAGAUUAUCCCUUCCAUACAGACUUUUGA